UUUGUGAUAAAAUAGAAGGUUCUCCACGGGAUGUGAGAUGUCUCGAUCUGAGCAAUAUGAGUACAAGCCAUAUCCGGGGAAGUUCCAAUGCAGGCGUAGAUUAGGGUGAGUGCCGAUGGCUCUUUUCGAGACAGAAGCGAAGUCAAAACUGCGACACACUUGGCAAAGCUCCAUGAUUAAUCGGCUAUCACAGCUAAAAUGCUAGUGCUAUGGCGUUAUGGGUUUGUUUUGCGAUAUUUAUUGUAGUCAUCAAAGGUGCCUCAGCGAACUUCACCGUUUCCGAUAAAACACGUGAUCAGAUGCAUGGAAUCGUUCUGGAACAAUACCCCGCUCAAAUCAUACAUGCAUUCAAUCAACUGUUCAGGGUCGAUGAGUCUAUGUUGAUAUGGGGAGUGUGCUAUGGGGAGAAAAGGGGGAGGAAAGGACUUGCAAUGUGCACCUUGAGAAAAGAAAAUUUGAAACCCCCCCCCCCAGACUUAGUGGAGUGUAAUAUGAUAAUGUUUUCUCUCGGGCAUCUGCUUGUACUGCUGUCUUUUAUCCUCCGCGACCUCCUCUGCAACCUCUCGGCCCUUCGAGGUCGGUCGCGGAAGAAUUUGAGCUCAACUUGUUUUCCAUUGACUCAUAGUACAUAACUUGCAAGUGACCUAAGAAUUGAUGCCGUUGCUUUAUCGACCGCUACCUACCAAUUUCGCCUGUGAGAUUCUAAUAUUAUGAGGGUGCACACUGUCCACGAGACAUAUCUGACAAAGAAUCAGCGUGGGCAGUCACGGAGCUAACCU
Truncatella angustata is the source of this 779-nucleotide messenger RNA. RefSeq lists its product as uncharacterized. Lineage: Eukaryota; Fungi; Ascomycota; Sordariomycetes; Amphisphaeriales; Sporocadaceae. The record is from RefSeq and is a predicted model, not a curated record. The transcript has a single exon. The coding region runs from base 210 to 632 and encodes 140 amino acids.